Messenger RNA from Amphiprion ocellaris (clown anemonefish), 656 nucleotides. RefSeq names its product prefoldin subunit 1 (gene pfdn1). The coding region runs from base 56 to 487 and encodes 143 amino acids. Gene Ontology annotation, molecular function: protein folding chaperone. Gene Ontology annotation, cellular component: cytoplasm; prefoldin complex. Gene Ontology annotation, biological process: protein folding. The record is from RefSeq and is a predicted model, not a curated record. The transcript is spliced from 4 exons. NCBI's taxonomy places the organism in Eukaryota, Metazoa, Chordata, Actinopteri, Pomacentridae.
GUCUCACUCCGCUCCGUUUUCGACUGUUCAUAUAAAGGAGACGGUCCUGUUGCACAUGCGCAGUGUGUAUCAGUGGUCCUCUCGUACAUGCGCAGUGUGUAUCAGUAGUUCUGUGAAGAUGGCUGCGCCCGUGGACCUGGAGCUGAAGAAGGCCUUCACUGAGCUGCAGGUGAAGAUGGUCGACACGCAGCAGAAGGUGAAACUGGCCAACCUGCAGAUUGAUCAGCUGACCCGUGUUCAGAAACACGCUAAGCUGACACACGCAGAGAUCACCACGCUGCCCGACAACACGCGACUCUACGAGGGCGUGGGACGCAUGUUCAUCCUCCAAUCAAAGGAGGAGAUCAGUAAUCAGCUGACGGACAAACAGAAGACGGCUGACGAGAAGAUCAGAGAGCUGGAGCAGAAGAAGUUGUACCUCGAACGCAGCGUGAAAGAAGCUGAAGACAACAUCAGAGAGAUGCUGCUGUCCAGGAGAGCCCAGUGAUCAGUACACCUGAUGGAUACACCUGAUCACUGAUCGAUACACCUAAUCACUGAUCAAUACACCUGAUCAAUACACCUGAUCACUGAUCAAUACACCUGAUCACUGAUCGAUACACCUGAUCACUGAUCAAUAAAACUCCCGUUUUUCACAAUAAAAUGUUCAAAUUUCA